This is a messenger RNA of Fraxinus pennsylvanica, 3588 nucleotides long. The record is from the annotation of a GenBank genome assembly. Lineage: Eukaryota; Viridiplantae; Streptophyta; Magnoliopsida; Lamiales; Oleaceae.
AUGGCUUCAGGAAGCAGAGAAACGCAUGCUAAUGAUCAAAAUUCUCGGGCUUUAACUCAAGCUCAAUCGUCAGGUACAAGCAAUCCUCAUCAUCGUAGUGAUGUUAAUGUAAAUUCUAGCAAUAGUCAUAGAGAAUCAAUUAGCAAAGCUGUUGCACAGUACACAGUUGAUGCUAGGCUUCAUGCUGUUUUCGAGCAAUCGGGUGAGUCUGGAAAAUCUUUCGAUUAUUCACAGAGUAUUAAGACUACAACACAGUCUGUUCCUGAGCAGCAAAUCGCCACUUAUUUGUCCAAAAUUCAGCGCGGUGGCCAUAUUCAACCCUUUGGUUGUAUGAUAGCUGUGGAUGAGUCGAAUUUUUGUGUAAUAUCAUACUCGGUAAAUGCCCGUGAAAUGCUUGGUUUAACUCCUCAAUCAGUCCCAAGUCUUGAGAAGCCUGAGAUUUUAACAAUUGGGACUGAUGUGAGGACCCUUUUUACCCCAUCCAGCUCUGUUUUGCUUGAGAGGGCGUUUGGGGCACGGGAGAUCACUUUAUUGAAUCCCAUUUGGAUUCACUCUAAGAAUUCUGGAAGGCCAUUUUAUGCUAUUUUGCAUAGGAUAGAUGUUGCCAUAGUGAUUGAUUUAGAGCCUGCAAGGACAGAGGACCCAGCCCUGUCUAUUGCUGGUGCUGUCCAGUCACAGAAACUUGCAGUUAGGGCUAUUUCGCAUUUGCAGUCGCUCCCUGGUGGGGACAUUAAGCUUUUGUGUGAUACGGUUGUUGAGAGUGUGAGGGAACUCACGGGGUAUGAUAGGGUUAUGGUUUACAAGUUUCAUGAGGAUGAGCACGGUGAGGUUGUGGCUGAGAGUAAGAGGGCAGACUUAGAGCCAUACAUUGGUUUGCAUUAUCCUGCCACAGAUAUUCCUCAGGCAUCAAGGUUUUUGUUUAAGCAGAAUAGGGUUAGAAUGAUUGUUGACUGUCAUGCCACCCCUGUCAGGGUGAUUCAGGAUGAAUCACUAAUGCAGCCUCUGUGUUUGGUUGGUUCAACGCUUAGGGCCCCCCAUGGCUGCCACGCUCAGUACAUGGCAAAUAUGGGGUCAAUCGCUUCGCUGACUUUGGCCGUUAUUAUUAAUGGAAACGACGAGGAUGGCUCCGGAGGAAGAAAUUCUAUGAGGCUGUGGGGAUUGGUUGUUGGCCAUCACACUUCUGCUAGGUGCAUUCCAUUCCCACUCCGUUAUGCUUGUGAAUUCCUAAUGCAGGCAUUCGGGCUUCAGUUAAACAUGGAACUGCAAUUAGCAUCACAGCUGUCUGAGAAACAUGUUCUAAGGACGCAAACGCUACUGUGUGACAUGCUGCUUCGAGAUUCUCCCACUGGCAUUGUUACGCAGAGCCCUAGUAUUAUGGAUCUUGUGAAAUGUGAUGGUGCUGCACUUUAUUACCAGGGGAAGUAUUAUCCAUUGGGCGUGACACCUUCUGAAAUGCAAGUAAAGGAUAUUGUGGAAUGGUUGUUGGCUUUCCAUGGAGACUCUACGGGUUUGAGCACUGAUAGUCUGGCCGAUGCAGGGUAUCCAGGGGCAGCCUCACUUGGGGAUGCAGUUUGCGGGAUGGCUGUUGCAUAUAUCACUUCAAGAGACUUCUUGUUUUGGUUCCGUUCCCAUACUGCAAAAGAGAUUAAGUGGGGUGGUGCAAAGCAUCAUCCAGAGGAUAAAGAUGAUGGCCAGAGGAUGCAUCCACGUUCUUCAUUCAAAGCAUUCCUAGAAGUGGUUAAGAGCCGGAGUAUGCCUUGGGAGAAUGCCGAAAUGGAUGCCAUUCACUCUUUGCAGCUCAUUUUACGAGAUUCUUUUAGGGAUGCUGAUGGAAGCAAUUCUAAGGCUGUUGUACAAGCUCACGGUGGGGACUUGGACUUGCAAGGGAUCGAUGAGCUUAGUUCUGUUGCCAGAGAAAUGGUUAGGUUGAUAGAGACUGCAACAGCGCCUAUUUUUGCUGUAGACGUUGAAGGCCGCAUAAAUGGGUGGAAUGCAAAAGUCGCAGAUUUGACAGGACUAUCCGUUGAAGAAGCAAUGGGGAAAUCCUUGGUUCACGAUCUUGUUCACAAAGAAUCAGUAGAAACUGCAGACAAGCUUCUGUAUAAUGCUCUAAGAGGUGAAGAAGAUAAGAAUGUAGAAAUAAAGUUGAGGACAUUUGGCACUGAACAACAUAAGAAGGCUGUAUUUGUGGUAGUAAAUGCUUGCUCUAGCAAGGAUUACACAAACAAUAUUGUUGGGGUCUGCUUUGUUGGACAGGACGUUACUGGACACAAACUGGUAAUGGAUAAAUUUAUCCACAUUCAAGGUGAUUACAAGGCUAUCGUACACAGUCCAAACCCUCUGAUUCCACCUAUAUUUGCUUCAGAUGACAACACCUGUUGCUCUGAGUGGAACACUGCUAUGGAAAAGCUCACUGGGUGGAGCAGAGGGGACAUCAUUGGAAAGAUGCUAGUAGGGGAAGUAUUUGGCAGUUGCUGUCGGCUUAAAGGCUCAGAUGCUGUGACAAAGUUCAUGAUCGUCUUGCAUAAUGCAAUUGGUGGCCAGGAUACUGACAAGUUCCCGUUUUCAUUUUUUGACCGAAGUGGCAGAUAUGUACAAGCUCUCUUGACAGCAAAUAAGAGGGUUAAUAUGGACGGACAGAUUAUUGGAGCAUUUUGUUUCUUGCAGAUUGUGAGUCCUGAAUUGCAGCAAGCUUUAAGAGUCCAGAAGCAACAGGAAAAGAAGUGUGUUUCGAAGAUGAAAGAGCUGGCUUACAUUUGUCAGGAAAUUAAGAAUCCAUUAAGUGGCAUACGCUUUACUCACUCACUGUUGGAAGCCACAGAUUUGACAGAAGAUCAAAAGCAGUUUCUUGAAAGCAGUGCUGCUUGUGAGAAGCAGAUGUUAAAGAUUAUAAAGGAUGUUGAUCUGGAAAAUAUUGAGGAUGGUUCGAUGGAGCUCGAGAAGGCAGAAUUCUUACUUGGGAGUGUAAUAGAUGCUGUUGUUAGCCAAUCAAUGUUAUUGCUGAGGGAGAGAGGUCUUCAAUUGAUCCGAGAUAUCCCAGAGGAAAUUAAGACAUUGUCUGUCUAUGGUGAUCAAGUCAGAAUUCAACAGGUCUUGGCAAAUUUCUUAUCGAACAUGGUGCAUCAUGCUCCAUCUCCAGAAGGCUGGGUAGAAAUUCAACUUAGACCAAGUUUGAAGCAAAUUUCUGAUGGAAUUACGAUUGUGCACAUUGAAUUUAGAAUUGUAUGCCCAGGUGAAGGUCUUCCUCCUGAACUAGUUCAAGAUAUGUUCCAUAAUGGUCGAUGGGUGUCCCAGGAGGGCCUAGGGCUAAGCAUGUGCAGAAAAUUCUUGAGGCUCAUGAAUGGUGAAGUUCAAUAUAUCAGAGAAUCAGAAAGAUGUUAUUUUCUGAUUAUCCUCGACCUACCCAUGCCACAUAGAGCUAUGUCAGUUUGGAGUACAACAACAAUUCACAUGGAGGAUUGCCCUCCAAAUGUGAAGUUUUCUCCAUGGAAGUUCUACGUUGUUGACUAUCACAAGAGUCACGAAUAUAAAGAGACUCGUGCCUAUGGCUGGGUGGUAUGCGAAGGAGGGAGGGAGAAUACCGUUUAA